Messenger RNA from Manduca sexta (tobacco hornworm), 982 nucleotides. RefSeq names its product 15-hydroxyprostaglandin dehydrogenase [NAD(+)]. Gene Ontology annotation, cellular component: cytoplasm. Gene Ontology annotation, molecular function: oxidoreductase activity, acting on the CH-OH group of donors, NAD or NADP as acceptor. NCBI's taxonomy places the organism in Eukaryota, Metazoa, Arthropoda, Insecta, Lepidoptera, Sphingidae. The transcript has a single exon. The record is from RefSeq and is a predicted model, not a curated record. The coding region runs from base 33 to 878 and encodes 281 amino acids.
GUAGCUCAAAGUAAUUUGAAUUAGUUCCAACCAUGCAUAUACCUGCAUCUAUUAUCUUGGUAAUAGCCAUAAGUAGUGUUAAGACUGAAUCAGACGUGGAUCUAAAAGAUAAAGUUGCUGUUGUUACUGGCGCUGCUAGAGGCAUCGGUCGCGCCAUCGCUGACCAUCUGUUAAAAGAAGAAGUAAGAGUUGUGAUAAUUGUCGAUAAAAAUCUAACACAAGGAUUAGUAACAGAAACCGAAUUCAAAUCCAAAUAUGGCGAGGAGAAGGUUUGGUUUAUCCAUGGCGAUAUCACCAUUGACUUGGAUUGGGUGUUUGAUGAAAUAUUUGAGAGAUAUGGGUACGUCAACUUCUUGGUAAACAACGCAGGAAUAAUAAAUGAAUAUGAUCCGGUGUUGACGAUUUACACUAACGCGGUGGGUACAACUUUGUGGUCACAGAAGUUCUAUAAUGCCAUGAGAGUAGACCACGGAGGUAAGGGUGGAACUAUCAUGAAUAUAGCGUCAAUAGAUGCGUAUUCUAUAGACCCAUUCCUAUGGUUUUAUAAAACAACUAAAUAUGCCAUAUACGGACUUAGUGUGGGCUUGGGCCACGAAUGGAACUACAUGAGUACUAAUGUGAGGGUGUAUGCAUUGUGUCCUGGUUUCACCUAUACACAAAUGACGGAUCAACAGAUGGUUGUUGACGAGCAAGUGGAUAUUUUUACUAAAUUUAGAAAAGUCAUAAUAUGGCAAACAGCCGAUCAGGUUGGCCAAGCCGUCGCUAAGUUGUACAAGUUUGCUAAGACUGGUACUGCAUAUACUGUUGAAGGUGGAGAACUGUCUCUAUCUCCACUCGUCUACAACGUCUCUGGUGAAUUUUUACUUAGCCUGGAAUAAAAAUGUUACAAAGCAUAUAUUUAAAUGACCUGCCGCAUAUUUAGGUGACGCAUUAAAAAUAAUGAUUUUAUGUAUUCGCUGUAGCAAUUAUAUUGUUAUCCUUA